CUUCCUCUCAGCGGCUUGCCCUCCUCCUGCUCUUAAAAUUUGUCGUCCGGUCUUCCUCUCAAACAAGUUCUCUCUGCCUUCUGCUUCUACAUCACUACGUCUGCCUUCUUUUCUCAUUCUCUCUGCCGCAGCUGGAUAGUGCUCUCUCCUCUCUCAGCUACGUGCUUAUCGGAGUGUAUGUAUGGAUCGUGACGGCCUAUCGCCCAGGAUGCCGCGAUAUCUUCCACAAUGCUCCCAAGAUUGAACACUCACCAAAACCGAACUCAUCGGCAGAAGCGCUACUCAGUUCGCCCUUUCUGUUGUUCCAUAUUGCUUUUCAGCCUCCUUGUUCUCGCAAGCUGGGCUCGAGGACGGCUGAGACGUGAUCCUGUCGUUCCCGAUCUUCGGCAGCUACGUCAGCGAGACAACGCGGUAGAGUGCCGUCUGGUCCGUCAAGUCAAGCACCAAUGCUCCUUCAUCCGAACAAACUGCCCUGACGAUCAAGAUGGGCUCAUUUCCUACCUUGAGCUCUAUUACUGCACAUUAGCGGAUGCGAAGCCUUUGGCAUUCACAAUCAUCAUACUAUGGCUGUCUUUUCUUUUCAGUACGAUCGGAAUUGCUGCCAGCGAUUUUCUUUGCAUUGACCUCAGCACACUGGCCAGUGUCCUUGGUUUGAGUGAAAGCCUCACAGGCGUUACCUUCCUUGCUUUCGGCAAUGGAAGCCCUGACGUAUUCUCCACUUUCGCCGCCAUGCGGUCGAACAGUGGAAGUCUCGCCAUCGGGGAACUACUCGGCGCAGCGAGCUUCAUAACAUCAGUGGUUGCCGGCUCGAUGGCGCUGGUCCGCCCUUUUAAAGUCGCGCGAAGGAGUUUCGUCCGAGACGUAGGUUACUUCGUCGUGGCUGUGAGUUUCAGUAUGUUUCUACUUGGUGACGGACGCCUGCAUGUCUGGGAGUCAGCCACAAUGGUAGCCUUAUACUGUUUCUAUGUGGUGCUUGUUGUAACAUGGCACUGGUAUAUCUUACGACGGCGCCGAGCCUAUGAGCGAAAUCUAGCGGCACGGUCACACUUCCAUAUACCAGACAAUCAGGAGUUAGAUAUUGAGGAGUUGGAGGAUGAUGAUCCCGGGGUAGCCUCUGAGUCUACCAGUCUUCUUCGUGGCGAUGAUUUCAACACGCUGGAAAGGCCCGAUGUGGUUUGGCAAAGUGGAGAGGAAGACGAUGAAACUCGCAACCGUUAUUUGGCUGAAAUACGGGACAAUAUGCACGUCUAUCGCCCAGUUGCUCGCCGUCGCAGUACUCUGAAUCCUAUUCGGCCGAGCCUCGUUGGUGCACUGGAAUUCCAGUCCGUUCUUGCGUCUCUCCAGAAGUCGAGGAAUCUUCAUUCGAAGGCCCCUUCCGUCAACGCCGACCGAUUUUCUGACAAUGAGGAAAUAGCCUCCCCAUAUCUGUAUCCAGACAAUAUCUCGGUUGCAUCCCACCCACGGACCAGUCGGCCCUCAACCAGCGACCGCUUCCACUUUAGUCAAGCACGUGGUCCGACUCGAACUCGAGCUGUGUCCGCCAACGCUGCGGUAGACCUCAAAUUGGACACAAGCGUGCCAGACCCCAGUACACGACAGCACUUGCUGACCGUUAGUCAACCUUCAAUCGACAGCCAAGCAAUGACUAGCGCACACCAGUUCGACUAUCAAUCUCAAAGCCCAAACCUCCUUGUACCCCCAGAUACAUUCCACUUACCUACUUAUCAGUCAUCAACUACACACCCCGGUUCCCCGCUGAUGAUUUCGCCCCGUGGCACGACUUUAUCCGGUGAAGCCCAUCCAGAGAGCCCAACAAGCCCUUUUCCGCCUCUUUUGGAUGCACUAGGUCCAGUGUCCUCAACACCACCGAGCAUACGCUUACCACCUGCGACAAGCCCCACGGAACCACUGCAAAUUCAAGAUAGUAUCCAGAACAAUGGAUGCAAUCGAAUCACGGCGCCGACGACAUAUUGGGCAAGGUCCUGGUCCAUAUUUCAGUCAAUCAUUUCCACUCUUUUCCCUACAUUGGUUGGUUGGCGAUCUAAAUCCAUCUGGGAGCAAAUUUUAGGAGUCGUGGCAGCGCCUAGUGUGUUGCUGCUGACGAUCACGCUUCCUGUUAUCGAAGCGGCACCCUCAGUUCGCGAUGCUGGCACCGUCUCCGUCGUCGUGACACCUGCGGAUGCUGUCAACGCUCCGGCGCCCUUGAUAGCUUUACCGGAAGACAGUCCACUUUUAGGUGCUCUUGAUCAGGACUCCAUAGCUGAGCAUGCUCUCCAUUCGAAUCGAAAAUCUCAGUGUGCACCGUCAAGAUCGCGUUUUGAUUCCGAGAUGCCUGCCAUCCAAACAAGUUUAGAUUCGUCUGCAACGGCCGCAAAGGAGUGGUGCUCUUGGCUAGUCUGGGUCCAGCUUUUUACAGGCCCUUUAUUCGUGGCUUUGAUUGCCUGGACAGCCAUGGAUCCCGAUUUGGACUUCCGCAACCUACUCUUACCGUUCUUGGUCUCACUCCUCUUUUCUCUUAUUUGUAGCACAGUCCUCAUAAUUAGCACGCGAAGUUGUUCAGCUUCCCAGCCUCCAGACGAGUGGCGGCCUUUUCUAGCGCUUUUGGGUUUUGUGGUUGCUAUCUUUUGGAUCGCCACGAUUGCCACAGAAGUGGUCAAUCUCCUCAAGACCUUGGGUGUCAUUCUGAACAUCAGCGAUUCUCUUCUAGGGCUCACCGUCUUCGCAGUGGGAAACUCUCUAGGCGACCUUGUCGCAGAUAUAACUGUUGCGCGCCUUGGCUAUCCUGUUAUGGCACUGAGUGCCUGCUUUGGGGGGCCCAUGCUGAACAUCCUUCUCGGAAUUGGGUUGGGGGGGCUGUACAUGACUGUGAAUGCGAAGCCAGAAACAAUUGUGACGCACGGUGGCUCGUACGAAAUCGAGGUCUCCAAAGUACUUGUCAUCAGUGGUGCCACCUUAUUGAUUACCUUGCUUGGGUUGCUGGUUGUAGUCCCGUUGAAUGGUUGGAGGAUGGAUAGGAAAAUCGGCUGGGGUCUUGUGGUUCUAUGGGCCAUCAGUACACUAGGCAAUGUUGUUGCCGAGAUUGUUAGCUGAAAGGGUCUUUGAUAUUUAUAUUUGAACUCCCACAUUACAGUUUUAUUUAUAAGGCUUUGGUAGAGUGGAAGGGCUACCUGUAUUGUACCAGGCCGAGCCGGCUAUUCUCUCGCUUCAUUAACUACACGCUAUAUAU
Messenger RNA from Aspergillus homomorphus CBS 101889, 3226 nucleotides. RefSeq names its product sodium/calcium exchanger protein. Lineage: Eukaryota; Fungi; Ascomycota; Eurotiomycetes; Eurotiales; Aspergillaceae. Gene Ontology annotation, biological process: intracellular calcium ion homeostasis; monoatomic cation transport; transmembrane transport. Gene Ontology annotation, molecular function: monoatomic cation transmembrane transporter activity. The record is from RefSeq and is a predicted model, not a curated record. The transcript is spliced from 2 exons. Gene Ontology annotation, cellular component: membrane. The coding region runs from base 229 to 3090 and encodes 953 amino acids.